Molecule: messenger RNA, 1290 nt
Organism: Suillus clintonianus
Lineage: Eukaryota; Fungi; Basidiomycota; Agaricomycetes; Boletales; Suillaceae
Exons: 5
Coding region: 1-1029 (342 amino acids)
Biological process (GO): acetyl-CoA biosynthetic process
Cellular component (GO): cytosol
Molecular function (GO): acetyl-CoA synthetase activity
Source: RefSeq, a predicted model, not a curated record
AUGGACAAUUUCGUAGAUGAUAUGACGAGUCGGGUGCCGAUUCGUUUCCAUACUAUGGUCAACCGGAGCAUGGAAUGUGUGAAUUUGUGGAUGCAGAUAAGUAGACUGGGAUCAUCGACACUGACUAGGAGUGACGAGGGCAGGCGUGGUGGCAAGUCAAUUGCAACCAAAGCAAUCGUCGACGCUGCUCUCAAGGAGUGCCCUCUCGUUGAGCACGUCCUUGUUCUCAGGCGCACAGGUGGUCAGGUAGCAUGGGUCGAUGGCAGGGACAAGUGGUGGCACGAGGAGACUGCCAAAGUUCCUAAUUACUGCCCACCCGAGAUUAUGUCCUCAGAAGACCCGCUCUUCAUUCUCUACACUUCCGGAUCUACAGGAAAACCCAAGGGUGUCGUUCAUACCACUGGCGGAUACCUCCUUUGCGCCGCCCUUACUGUAAAAUACGUUUUCGAUGUCCACCCAGACGACAAGUUCGCCUGCAUGGCUAAUAUCGGUUGGAUUACUGGCAAUACCUACAUCGUUUAUGGACCCCUCACAAAUGGAGUCAGCACUACCGUCUUUGAAUCAACUCCAGUAUACCCAACACCAUCUCGCUACUGGCAGACCGUCCAGAAACACCAGCUUACCCAGUUCUAUUCUGCUCCUACUGCCAGUCGUCUUCUUCGCAGACUCGGCUCUCAGCACGUGGAGAACCAUGAUCUCAGCCGUCUGCGUGUCCUCGGCUCUGUCGGCGAGCCUAUUAACCCCGAAGCCUGGAACUGGUACAACGAACAUGUUGGCAAGAAGCAGUGCGCUAUCGUUGAUACGUUCUGGCAAACUGAGACUGGAUCUAUCGUCGUUACCCCAUUCCCUGGUGCGAUUGAGACCAAGCCUGGUUCUGCAACAGUUCCCUUCUUUGCCUUGAUCAUGCACAGAGGUGUUGCUGAGACUGCAGUCAUCGGUACUGCUGACGAGUUGACGGGACAAGCCGUCUUCGCCUUCGUCACACUUAAACCGGAAUUCACAUACGACCACAAUGACGAAAGAAAAUGAAGCACAGCCACCUAUUUUGUACGUCCAUAUCCUCUUCUUCCACUUUCAUACCCUUACUCGUGGCGUGUAGCCCUCAGUUCCACCCGUCAUUCAGCGCAAAACCCAACAAACGAAAAACAGACGGUUGUCUGAAACAUCAUAGCUACAUGCCGAACCACGCCUGCAUCUGAUCUGCACCCUUUAGAGACGACACUGGAUCUCCCCGACUUACCUUCUCACAUCACUUUGCUAACUUGGUUGUGGUCCAGUUACGAUCAAAAG